Paraglomus brasilianum is the source of this 357-nucleotide messenger RNA. NCBI's taxonomy places the organism in Eukaryota, Fungi, Glomeromycota, Glomeromycetes, Paraglomerales, Paraglomeraceae. The record is from the annotation of a GenBank genome assembly.
AUGAGCCAAGCUUUACAAACGUUUUCUCAAGAAACGGCUUUGGUAAGCAGCUUCCCAAAUUUGGACAUUUCGAGAGCCUUGGCGACAAUCCAAACGGCGAUAACCGCGUUGACCAACAGAAUUGAUAACAUAGAUACAAUAAAUCUCGCACGCGUACUAAAUUCGCGUAUAACCGCUCCAGAUACGCCACUGGAAGUCGUUUCAAAUACGACUGGUCAAAAUAUAGACGCUCUCUUAAACUUUUACAAACUACCAAAUACGGUAACAGUUGAAAAUAGAUGCGAGACACCUAGGAAUUCAGCUGUUGUAAUUGGACCAAAGAUCUUUUCAAAUUGGAUAUCUCUACUACUAAAGUGA